Molecule: messenger RNA, 1896 nt
Organism: Phycomyces blakesleeanus NRRL 1555(-)
Lineage: Eukaryota; Fungi; Mucoromycota; Mucoromycetes; Mucorales; Phycomycetaceae
Product: glycoside hydrolase family 32 protein
Exons: 2
Coding region: 1-1896 (631 amino acids)
Biological process (GO): sucrose catabolic process
Molecular function (GO): sucrose alpha-glucosidase activity
Source: RefSeq, a predicted model, not a curated record
AUGAAGAUUGAUUACAACAAGUUGUUCCUGCCUCUUGGUCUCAUCAGCGUUGUCAUGCUUAAAGAGACACAUGCUAUCCCCUUUGAAUCCAUCAAAGCAUCCCUGGGAAAGAUCGAGACCGGGUAUGGUGCCGACAAUACCACAUUUACUGCAAACCGCCCAAAGUAUCACUUACAAGGUCCUGUCAAUUGGAUGAAUGAUCCCUCUGCACCAUGGCACGAUGGUGAAUAUUACCACAUUUAUUACCAGCACAAUCCCUACAGUGCAGAAUGGGGAAAUAUGACCUGGGGUCAUGCUGUAUCCAAAGAUAUGAUCCAGUGGAUUGACAAGCCGUUGGCAAUUUAUCCCGAUCAGCCCUUUGACAUUGAAGGUGCCUUUGAUGGUACUAUUCUCGAGAACGGCUAUCAGAACAAGACGACCAUGCUAUAUACCGGUGUAUCCCAUGUCCCUCUUGGCUGGAGACUGCCUUACACUGUUGGUGCCGAAAAGCAGGUCUUGGCAUAUACCGAAGAUAAUGGCGACUCAUGGGUCAAGGUUGGACCUGUCAUUACCGCUCCCCCUAAAGGUCUCAAUGUUACCGGUUUCCGGGAUCCUUACCUUUUCCGGUCCUCCAAGCUCGAUACCCUCUUGAAUAUAAAGGAUCCCAAUUCAAUCUACACCACCGUCUCGUCUGGGAUCCAGCAAGACGGACCUCGUCUGUGGCUCUACCAAUCCAAUGACUGGGAGAACUGGAAUUUCCAUGGACCUAUGAUUGCCGCACCAGAGAAUUUCACUCGCAACCUUGAAUACAGCAGUCGCCUGGGUUACAACUUCGAGACUGCUUCCUAUGUCGAGAUGCCCACCACAUCCACCAAGGACGAAUGGACCCUGGUUACUCUGGGAGUCGAAGGUGGCCGCCUAAUUCACGAUCUGCACUCGGCUGUCUGGACCCUUGGGCGGUCGUUUGAGCUUCUGAGCCCUGAUGGCAAGGAAGUCCAACGAUUGACCCCUGGCCUCAACCAAGAAAUGACUGGUAUGCUUGACUGGGGAAACUAUUAUGCAGCGGUGUCCUGGAAGGAUCCAAAGAACCCUGACCGUGUGUUGCUGACUGGCUGGAUUCCUGAAGACAUCGUACCAGUGACCGUGAAUGGCGUGACCAACGAAAACAACAGAAACAGCCAAGGAUGGGCUGGCAUGUUUGGUCUUAAUCGUGAACUGGAGGUUAUUGAGAUCAAGAAUGUCUCGGUCUCCGAUCCUUUGGUUGCCAUUGAGAACGCCAGUUGGGUUGCCACCACUCCUGACCAGGAUUCAAAGACCGUCACUGUUUCAACUCUCGCCAUCCGCCCCAUGGAGGAAUACAAGUCUCUGCGAAAAGAUUGUUCUCUCUGGUCUCUAAAAAAUCAUCACAGCACUGCCUCUGCUAUCCGCAAACAUAAGCGUAACCGUGUUUCCAUUCCUGGGGUGUCUACGAGAUACGCCGAAAUUGUUGCUGAAUUUGAGUUUCACGAGCAAUCCGCACCCUUUGGUCUGUCUAUCCUUGAAUCGUCCGAGGGGCAGAGGCAUGAAGAAACUCUAAUUGUGUAUGAUCCCAAGCAAUCCAAGAUCGACAUUGAUCGCUCUCGAUCGAGUCUCAGCAGGAGCCCUGGAUAUCCCAAUUCUACCGAGACCGGACCCUUGCCAUUGUUCAAGAUUGGGUCUAAGAACGGAAAGGUCGAGAUCGAGACUCUCAAAUUGAGAGUGUUUAUUGACAAUACUGUUGUUGAGGUUUAUGCCAAUGAUCGGUUUGCCCUCUCUAGUCGAGUUUACCCCACUCUUUCCAAAUCAGCCGGUAUUUCGGUGCUGGUCACAAAGGAUGUUGGUGUGAAACAGCUGGAUAUCUACCAGAAUAUUGAUGUCAAAGCAUUCGAUCGUCCUUAG